Molecule: messenger RNA, 1608 nt
Organism: Colletotrichum chrysophilum
Lineage: Eukaryota; Fungi; Ascomycota; Sordariomycetes; Glomerellales; Glomerellaceae
Exons: 2
Coding region: 1-1608 (535 amino acids)
Source: RefSeq, a predicted model, not a curated record
AUGUCUGCCGCGUCAGCGACCGCGAACACCAUCACGCCGCCAAGCAGCAGCCAUGGCAACGGAAACCAAAACUCCUGGGACACCACAGAGAACCCUCAGGAUAAGAAGUCCGCAAGGUCCGACUCGAACAGGCCGCCCCUUUCGCAAAACGGCAACUCGGCCAACAUUUACGAGUACGGCUUCGAGCCACUGCCGCCUCCGAAGAAGAAGGCCUCUAAUGAUAAUCUGUCGCUGGGCAAGAAGAGCCGCCGCGAUACCGACGCAUCGGCGAAAACGGGCUUGGCUGUGGCGGACGACGUCUUUGGCGGAAAGGUUGGCGAGAAGCGGUCUACCAACGACCUGAAGAACGACCCCGAGCAUGACAAUUCCAAAUGGAUCCACCGCGAUAAGCUGGCUCAGAUCGAGAGCGAGGAGCUCCAGGCCGCGGGCAUCAUCCUGCCGAGACCGCGCGCGAGUAGCAGGCCGCGGAGGGGUCGUAGCGAGGAGAAGCUGAACGGGAGCACUAAGAGGACGACGUCUACUGCCGCUGAUGACGAGAUGCCUCGCCCGAGGUCUAGGAAAGCCUCCAUCUCCCCGGAAAACAGAGCCCCGACGGAAAAGAUGCCCGACUUGGAGCCUUCUUCCAGCUGGGACCUGCGACGGCCCGAGGAGAUUGCCUUGGAAGGGGACGGUAACUACUGGAUGUCCAAUGGCGAGAGGAAGGGGCAGUCCAAGAUUCCCGUCGCCAAGGCCAGCCCGGCUCCUAUCCCGGAAUCGUACAUUGAGCGGCACGCGCCCUCUGCGCGGAGAUUGAGCGGCGGACCCAACGAACUGGAGACGAUAGCCUACCCGAAGCAACGUCCGAGGAGCGGCAGCGCAAAUACCCUUGUUGCUACCCCGAACUUGCAACCUGCGAAGCGCACUGGCACCGAUACUUCACCCCGCAAAGGCAGCGGCGGCGCCUCAAACACCACGCCCGCGACGCGCAAGGCGUCAACGCAAGCCAAGUCGGGCAAGCCAAAGACAAGAGGCGGCAAGGACUCGACGAGCACGACGCGGCCCACGACGAGAUCCGGCGAGCUGUCUCCCGGUGUCAAGAAGCCCGAGGGCGACCCGCCAUGGAUGGUUGGAUCCUUCAAGCCCGACCCACGUCUUCCUCCCGAGCAGCAACUGCUCCCGACCGUGGCGAGACGAUUACAACAAGAGCAGUGGGAACGCGAGGGCAAGUCUGGUAGUAUCUACGACAAGGAGUUCCGUCCCCUGACCGCCGAGGGACUGCUGAUGCCGCCCGAAGCCGGCCCAAGCACGUCCACCCCUCCGGACGACGACGAAGAACAACAACCCCACGACGAGUGGCCCCUCAAGGGCGACGCUCCCAAGAGCCCCACGUCCCCGAGCAUCAAGCAGAGCGCCUCCUACUCGACCAUGCCGAAGCUCAACGACAAGCCGCAGAACAGCCCGCUGCCGAGUCCCCGCAGUCCCCGCAGCCCGAUGAUGCAGCCCGAGCAACCCCCGCAGACGCAGACCGUCAUCCGCGUGCCCGACCAGCCUUCGGCCGCCGAGAUGUCGAUGGGCGGCGAGAAGUCAAAGAAGAAGAGCGGCGGUUGCGGCUGCUGCAUCGUCAUGUGA